This is a messenger RNA of Linum trigynum, 7491 nucleotides long. The record is from the annotation of a GenBank genome assembly. NCBI's taxonomy places the organism in Eukaryota, Viridiplantae, Streptophyta, Magnoliopsida, Malpighiales, Linaceae.
UUCGACAUUGAUCAGAUUGCUCUCGACGCGAAACCCUAAUUAAAAAGCAAACUAGACAGGCAGAGAAAGAAGAACGAAACCUCCGCUGUCGCCAAUCUUCCCCCCGAUUCUUCCGUUUCUUCAACCGCCGGAUUAGCGACCGGGGUUAAAAAGAAAGUAGAAGCGUCGCCGGCAGAGAGCGAUGUCAUACGACGACGUGGAGAUAGAAGACAUGGAGUGGAACGAGGAGCUCCAAUCGUUCACGUACCCGUGCCCCUGCGGCGAUCUGUUCCAGAUAACGAAGGAGGAUCUCCGGAUCGGUGAAGAAAUCGCUCGGUGUCCGAGUUGCUCCCUCUACAUCACGGUCAUAUACAACCCAGAAGAUUUCAACGAGGACAAGUCGAAGGGGAAGAAGCAAGGCAAUAUCAUCCAGCAGCCGCAGCAGCAGAUUCCUGUUGCUUGAAUUGAAUUUUCGCGGCAAUAUUUUAGGCUGUAGAAUUUUGCUGUUUGGUCUUGGCGCCAGAUUUUGUAUGAAUAUCAACGAAUUUUUGGCUUAAUGGCUGUAGUAUCAGUUCCCAUGGGAGACGUUUGAUUUUUUUUUUUAUGAUUGAGGAUUGAGCUUUGAGUCGCGCCAUGUCCACCAUAAUCCAUAUUCUCCUCGUUCAUAUAGUUGCUUCUUGAAUCUUUGCAAUUGCAUAAGGAAUGGACAGUGGACACUCCUCGCCAAGCUUCACUCACUUGUUUUGUCAAUGAUAUUGACAUGUUACGUGGUAUUUGUGUGGUAAUUGGCCCAUAAAUAACAAGUUUUUGAAAUUAUCAAUCCAAACAACAUAAAGUUUUCUUUUAUACUCAACUUUGAAAUAUUCUCAAUUCGGAUUAUAUCGUUGUAUCGAUUUAUCAAGUGGUAAAAUUCGACCGGUUAGAUAAUUGGUUUGUGUUAAAAUAUUAAAAAAAAACCUUUAUGAAUGUAACCAUAUAGAAAACAUAUUUGAAAACAAUUUUCUUACCAUCUAUAUUCAUAUUUAAAUAUAGUAUUUAACGUCAACAUUCAAACUUUUAUACUUAAAUCCAACAAAUAACAUCCACAUUUUAAGUUUCAAAUUAAUAAAAUAAAUCAAAAUUUAAGUUUAUUAUUAAUUAAAUUCACUAAAAGGAUGUCAUUUUGUAUAUAAGUCGAAAAUGGAUCAUGCGGGUCAUACUAGUAGUAUUCAUGUCAAUUCGUUACCGGAAUCGAUUGAACCAAAUUCGACAGUUGGCAUUCUACGGCGAGACAACACUGCUUAUGCUUCUUUCAUUUCUCUUGCUUUUUGGCCUUUUCCUAGGCAUUGCAGUAAAAAAACGUGAUUUUAUGUAUAAGCGUUUUGGUGAACUAGAAGUAUAAAAUCGUAAGUUUUUAUGCUUUAAAGCAAAGAUUUUGACUACAAUUGAAAGGCCUGCGCCAGGGUGAUCCCCUAUCUCCUUUCCUAUUCUCAAUAGCUAUGGAAGUUUUAUCGUGUAUAUUGAAUAAAGGUGCUACUUCUGGUGAGUUUCCAUUUCAUCCAAGAUGUAAGAAGCUAGGCAUCACACACCUUGUGUUCGCAGAUGACUUACUGCUAUUCUCCAAUGGUUCUACUAAAGCAGUGGAGAGUGUAAAAAGUCUGCUAGAUAAAUUCUACAGGCUUUCAGGUUUGAGGUUUAAUCCAGAGAAGAGCCAAUUAUUCUGCACAGGGAUUGAUGAGGCAGAACAUGAUCGAUUGGCUCGGUGAGCAGGCUUUCAGAAAGCUUCUUUACCAGUUCGUUAUCUAGGAGUUCCUCUUAUCGCAGGGAAGCUUACUACAAGUGAUUGUCGUGUGCUAGUUGAGAAGAUCACAAAACGCAUCUUUGGAUGGAAGCCUAGGCUGCUCAGUUAUGCAGGUAAACUUCAACUCAUCACUUCUGUAUUAAAUAGUCUAUCCUACUUCUGGAUGGAUGUGUUCCUUUUUGCCACUGUCCAUCAUAAAGGAGAUAGAGCAAAUAUGUUGCAAGUUUCUUUGGGGUAUAGAUGAAGAUUCCAUGAGAAAGAAAGCAGUCAUGGCUUGGGGAUUGUUAGCAAUUCCAAAAAAGAUGGUGGACUAGGAAUUCGUUGUCUAAAGACGUGGAAUAUAUCUUGUGCUACGAGGCAUAUAUGGGCUCUGCUUGCUAAAGAGGGGUUCUAGUGGGUUACAUGGAAUUAUCAGUAUCAAAUUAAGCACCUGACAUUCUGGGAAUUAAGAAAAGGAAGUACUGCCUCAUGGGUUUGGAAGGUAAGGGAUAAGGUGGAAGGUUUCUUUCGCUGUUGGGGAACACAAGUCUUUUGGAAUGAUAAGAGGAUGUUGCGUUAUUCUGUAAAGUAGGUUUGGCAGGAUUUACAGCCGGCUAGACCUCUAGUGCUCUGGUAUUAGCUUGUAUGGGGACGACACUCUAUUCCAAAGCAAAGUUUCUUAAGUUGGAUUAUAACACGUAACAGGAUCACUACACUGGACCAAUUGAAGAGCCGAGGGAAGGUAUUGGAUGCUAAUUGUUUGCUCUGUUAUGCUCAUACAGAGGAUAGAGACCACUUGUUUUUCCAAUGUCAAUAUAUAUUCCAGGUGCUGAAGGGUUGUUUACAAAUGCUUAAUCUAAGCUGUCCUCAUCUAGUCAGCUAUGAAGAUUACUUGCAGUGGGCAGUGAGGAACUUCAAAGGCAAGAAGGAGUUAGCUAUGGUUGGCCGAUUGGUUUGGAAUUUAGUAGUAAGCUCGAUUUGGCGGGAACGUUGUGGUAGAUUGUAUGGAAGUAAUUCAAUGCAGUAUGAGGAGCUGAUCAGGACGGUUCGAAGGGCGAUUGAGCUGGCCAGACAAGGAAAUGUAGCACUGGACACUGACUGUCGAGUGGUGUUUAGUCAGUAAAGGAAUGGAAAGAAGCAGAAUGUAGAAACAGACUGUAGUAGUACAAGUUCUUUUGUUUGUUGUAUAAAAAAGAGUGUAGUAGAGCAGGUCUCAGCUUGCUGUACAAUUGUAAAUGGUCCAGAUGUGUAUUCCCUGUUCUGGGGGACACAUAGAGCUUAAUAAAGUUUUUUGAUAUUGCCCAUAAAAAAAGCACGAUUCUACGUAGAAGAAUUUUGGUGACCGGUAAAUGUAAAAUCGUAAAUUUUUAAGCAUUAAAGCGCGAUUUUGACUGUAUUUUUCCUAGGGUUUUUCCCCAGCCAUAAGUGGAUUCUCCAGACUUCUCUUUUUCGAGCCAUCAUUGGCUUUUCCAACCUUAGUGGCAUUUUCCUUUUUCCUUCGCGGAAUCCUCCAGCAAUCCUCUCCCGUGAAGAUGGAUGUGUCUUCCUCUAUUCAAGGUUUACUAUACCAGUUUUGGCCUCGCUCUACUAUGGGUCCAGAAUAUGCAGUUUGGGAGCCUCUGCUAGAUCUUAUGUGAAGGUGUUCUUCAUUCUUGGUGUGGUCAUCUAUCUAUGUGAUCACAUUCACCGUUAACCAUCCAUCAAUGUCCCCAAAGCUUGCUCUAUGAGUUCCUUCCGAUUGAUUAAAAUGGGUAAAAUUGUCUCUUCCGACAGCCGCAACGUCUUUUCCAUAGUUUACUGAGUUAUGAGCUCCAUCCAAUGUAGUCAAAAUCCCGAUUUUAAUCUUAAAAUCUUACGAUUUGACGAUCUUACCUAUGGGUUCCGAUCAUGAUUUUACUGUAAAAUCUUUGAACCUUAAAAUCUCAUAAAAUUCCGAUUUAAAACUCUAAAAUCCAUAAAAUCUACGAUUUUUACGAUUUUGUACGAUUUCAAGGUUCAUAUCAAUUGGAUCAAUAUUAGGCCGGUCAAGUUGGGUUAUGCCCAUGAAACGAGUCAAAUUUACUUUCCCCAACCCAACAUAAUGAACAACACAACCCCAACCCCAACCUGAAGUUAACCCUCAAUUUAUUUUCAUUCUCUUCCUCGUAUCUUCCUCUUUCGCACGUCGGCGCCCAACUCCUUCCAUCAACGAUAUCUUCCACCCUCCCAAUUAGCUUGUAGUUUGUUCUGAUCACCCUCACAAUAAUCCAAAUCUCCAUUACAUUGCAAGCUUUUGUUCAUCUCCCAAUCCUUCAGCACCACUAACCCGACCUUUUAUCAAUUAAGAAGGGAAUGCAUCAAUCAAUGAGUUAUCUUUUCCAGAUGAUGGUAAUCAAGGAAAUAUGGUUAAUGGUGAAAGUACUUCAAGUGAUCAUAAGAGUAAUGAUAUUAGUCCUUAAACAAAUAAAAACGAUGAGAGUGAGGGUUAGGUUGAGGAUGAUGACGAUAAUGUGUAAGUGAUGUUAAUGUUGAUUCUAACGAUCUUAUGUAAUUUUCUACUCUUAACAAUUAAUUAACAGUGAUAAUAUAAUGUUUCAGGUUUCUUAUUUGUGUGUUUCUAUUAUGUACAAGAAAAAUAUAUGGAUUAGUUGUGUUUGUUUAGCAAACAAACUUAUCUUGGGAAGUAAUUAUGCUUUAAGUGGUUGAUUGUUAUUCAAGAUAGGCAUUUUAUUACUAUCUAGUGUUUUAAGUAUUUAUUUUAAUAUGAACCUUAAAAUCUUACGAUUUUACGAUUUUAAUCUACGAUUUCGAUUCUACCUCAGUUUUCGAUUUUACUUAAAAUCUAGAUUUUGACUGCAUUUGCUCCAUCUAGGGUUGAUUUGUUUUUGUGGUUGGGGGUUGGUUGGGGUAGUAUGGUUGUUACUUUCUUAUGCUUUGGUUAUGGAAUUUUGGGUUGUUCUCUUUAGGUGUUUUCUUGAUCUCUACAGGGGGUCUCUUCUUGGUGUUUGUGAUUUUUCUUAUGCUUGUAUUAUUGGUUCAUCUUUGCUGGGGUUUUGGUUUCUACAAGGGGUUUUCUGAGUUGUGUUUUGGGGUUUUUUUGUGUGCUUUAUUUUGGUUUGCUUUCAACCCUUGGAUGCUUUGUUGCUCUAUUUUGUCAUGGGUGUCUCUGUCUGUGGUUCCAUCGGCCUUGCUUCAACUCUGAGAAGUCCGGUUACAAUCCUUUCCACCGCGAUGAAAUUCCAAUUCAGUGAUUCACUGUGAUGGGUCGUCGUUGAGAAACUCCAGGAUGUGGCAUAUGGUGUUGCUUUGUUUAGUUGUCAUGGUCAAUUUUGUAUUGGAUUAUGCUUUGUGCUACUUCCAUGAAUGAAGUUGCAAAGAGUGUUUUUGGAUGCUUUGUUUCUUGGAUCAAGAAAGAUAAUCUCUUAUUUGGUUUGAUCAUGCUUUUCCUUUCGUCAUUUCGAGCUUACCACUUUGUGUCAGUGUGCUCAUCUAGAUGAUGAGGUUGUCCCGCUUGUUUCAAGAUUUCAUGAUGUAACUUCCUCUUUGUAGUCGAAUGUAUUCGAAGUGCAAUAUAAGUGAUAUCAUUGUAAGAAAAUAUGCAAACAACCGAAACUAGAUUGACGUCGAUGUUGGAAAAAUGACAAGUAGUACCCAAUAUUCUUUAACUUACACAAUUUUCCUUUUCGACACAUACUUGUUUCAUCUCCAAAUUUGUCUUCCUCUCUAAGUGUAAGUCUCAACAAAGGACUUAUAGCCACAAGUUCCAGCUAUAUAAGUUGUGACUUGUGAGAUGCAAUGAGAACAACCACAUUUUUAGGGUUUCACAAAACUAAAGGCGUUGUUAUGGUAUCAAAGUUUGGUUGCAAGCCCUAACCUCUUUUGCAACCAUGAGUCGAGAAGCAGAAGUUGUCAACAACAAUCGUAACAAUGGUGAUCCAACAACAUAUUUUUACUAUUUUCAUGGAUUUGAAAAGCUCGAGUUGGUGUUGGUGGGAGAGAACUCACCCCACUAACUACAACGAUUAUAGCAAAGUCAUGUACAAUACUUUAGAGGUCAAGAACAAGUUUGAUCUCAUCAAUAGCUCCUUCCAUAACCCAUGAGAAGAAACUCCUUUGGCAUGGUCAUGAAGCGUAACAACGUCAUGGUUCUUGCCAUGAUCCAACAAGCAGUUGAUCCCGACAUUAGAAAGACUAUCAUGUAUUGCAAGACACCUCAUGGAGCAUGGAGAAGUUUGAGAGCAAGGAUUGGCCAGGGUGAUAUGGUAAGGAUAACAGAGUUGACUGACUGAGACUAUCUGCUACUUGGAUAAUAAAGGUAACCAGUCAAUUACUGAUUACUAUGAAACUUGAAAUCAUAAGAGAUGAACUGAGAACUAUCAACCUUUGGAAUAUAGUGAUUGCACAUCAUCCAACCAUGCCAACUACAAAGCCAUGAACAAGUGUUUGAGUAUAGAGAUACCAAUUAUGUAGUCCAAUUUUGAAGAGGUCUGAUUGAAAUUCUUGUUGGUGGAAGGUCACAUGUUCUUUUUGUUGUUGUUUUACCAUCAAUUUAUCAAGUUCUCCAAAUGAUGCUUCAACAUGAGAGGCAACACUACGAGACUCAACGUACUAAAGCACUUGUUGUUAAGAUGGAUGGUUCUAUCGUACACUAGACAAAAGUUGGUGUAUGUCAUACACUAGGGAAUCUCCACCGCACGUGUCCACCUCAAUGGUCAGCGUAAUUGUUGGUUCUGUUUUCGUGGGAUUAUAAAAUAAAUUAAUGCAUUUAUUUUUCAUAGUGGGCACUAGUAUGCCCAAAAAUGCAUUUAUUUUAUUUUUUUGCAUUUAUUUUUCGUAUAAGCACAACUUAAAAUCAUUAUUCCUUACCGUAAAAAUAUCAUUAUUCUUUACUAAAAAAUGGAGGCGAUACUAAAUUUUCCCAUUUUUUCGUAGUGGGCACUAUUCAUAGGAUUUUUUAUACUCUACAACCAAUUUUUAUAAUAAACUAUUUUUUCCUAAAUCAAUUGUUUACCAUAAGCUCUUUAGACAGUCAGUUAAAGCUUAUAAUCUAUAACCGUCGCCAAGCACAUACUAGUAUUUUAUAGAUAAACAAGGGGAAAAUAAAAUACACCUGCAUAGCUAUAACUUUCGUGUUUUGUCAAUUAAUAGUCACUUUUUGAGAAAUACACAAAAUAGUCAACUCCGUCUAGUUCUUCAAUGGUGUCAUCUAAUAGGCUGAUUGGACUAAUGAAAAGGUUGACUUGGCUACAUUUCGUCAAUAACAAUGUGAGGUUGAAUCUACUGAAAAAAUUAAAAAAAGUUCAUUAAAUGUUUUUAUUUUCUCUCUUCUCUCUCUGUUCUUUCCCCUUCCUUUCUCCCAACCGCCAGUCCAAGAUGGAAUUCAAUUGUGUCACCUCCCACCUAGGGAUGACAAUGGGGCGGGUUUGCCUAAACCAUCCACAUCCCCGCUUUCAAAUAUCCAUACCCAUACGGGAGGAGGUUUUGCAAACCCAUCCCCAUACCCGUGGGUUUUGGGUACUCAUGGGUAAUACCCGCCCCGUACAUCCAAUAUUCUAAUACCUAAUAUUUUACAUGUAGAUUUUUCAAUUAUAAUUUAUAACAUUAAACACACCUACUAUAUUAGAAGUCGACAAAGAGACAAUCAUUUUUAAUACGGUUCAAAUCAUCUUAUCCUAAAAGAUCCAUUAAUCCUUAAGAUAAAGUACAAUAUAAUCCAAAUCAUCAUUCUCUACUAUGAUACAUCUAUUAAGUAAUAAUUAACAAACAUAAUCUAA